Molecule: messenger RNA, 439 nt
Organism: Brassica napus (rape)
Lineage: Eukaryota; Viridiplantae; Streptophyta; Magnoliopsida; Brassicales; Brassicaceae
Product: auxin-responsive protein SAUR15
Exons: 2
Biological process (GO): response to auxin
Source: RefSeq, a predicted model, not a curated record
AUGGCUUUUCUGAGAAGUUUCUUGGGUGGUAAGCAAGCAAUGCGGAGUAAAUAAUCUUCGACACCAAGAGGAUUCAUGGCGGUUUAUGUUGGAGAGAAUGAUGACACGAAGAAGAGAUACGUUCUCCCAGUUUCAUAUUUGAACCAGCCUUUGUUUCAAGAACUGCUGAGUAAAUCAGAGGAAGAGUUUGGGUAUGAUCAUCCUAUGGGUGCCGGCACUGGCUUAACCAUACUGUGCCAUGAAUCUUUGUUCUUCACCGUCACAUCUCAGAUUCGAUGAAUUUCAAAAAAUGGCAGGGUGUGCGUUGAGUAUAAUCAGUCUUUUGUAGUACAAGGCUCCCAUUACUCAAAGAAAUAGUAGAAAAAAAUCGGAUUUGAUUUGAUUUUUUUUUUUACUUCGUUCGUAAAAAAUCUAUACUAAAGCAGAAUUUUUCUUAGUA